UUUAUUAUCAUUAUACGGGGAAACUUUUGAGAGUGUGUAGUGUGGGUGAUGCUGCCUCAUUUUCUCUCGCCGUAUAUCGAGAAAAUGACCUGAAUUAAUCAACGAAAGAUGACCUUCUGAGACGAGAUGAUGAGCGUCUGUUUUAACACCGCAUUCGAGCUGUAAAAGCAUCAUAAGCUCCCCUAAUGUCUUACAGACCACAAACCCUCUUGUAUUUAUAUAAUCAGCCCGUUUUAUCUGUACGUAUUUAAUUAUUUAAAUAACGCAUAAACCCGUGGUUAUGUAAAUAAGAGCUGGUGCUUUCGUUUACACCACUUUCAUCGAUGAUUAAACGCUGCUAAAGUGAAUUCGAGCCCAAUUUCAUUCAUACUGCUCGAUUUUGAAUUAACAUUAAUGCUAAUCUUGUAUAUUGUCUCAUAAGCGCUCGCGAGGAUCAUUGUGAUGCGGGACACAGGCCUCAUUCUGUCACGACAUCGCCACUGGUACAAACACAGCACUUUAAUCAAACUUCAUGUCAGAAUAUCGUUUAUAAGUGUCUGUAUGUCUCUAGGGGUUCAUUAUGGACAUCACUAAAACGCUUUACCUAUAUCUGUAUUUGUGGCAAUGUGUCUGAAUAUACACUUAGUCUUUUAUCACAAAGCAGUGGCUUCUUGUUUUCGUUUUUGUGUUUGUUGUUUAGCCGCGUCUCGUUUCUUUUUCUCCGUUUUAUAUGUUAAAUGUGAUCGUGUAAGAGUGAAGUUCUCUGAAAGAGACGGAGAAACCGAGCUAGAGCAGAUAUGAGCUGUUUUAUGCUGAGUUGCGGUGUUUUAGUGUUGGAGAAGUUUUAUAAAAUGUGGAUAUAUAUAUUUAUGUGUGUGUAGCAGCGCGUGGUCAUGUGUGGAGGUUAGCCUCCAUGCUAACCGAUUCCCACAUAUCCCUGUUUCUUUAUUCACAUAUCCCGUCUGAUACUUUUAAAGUAACGUUAUGUGUUGCUUUUAGUGACGUUGUGUGGAAGCACGGCCUUUCUGAAUGAAAUCAGUUUUAAGUUUGAUGUUUACUGUAGUUGCGAGGGUAAUGAUGGACGCGCAUACAAUAAUUAGUGCCGGAUUUAAUAUAAAUGCAUACAUCUAAAGGGCCGUACACACCGGGACGAAUAUCGGCGCGCGUUAUUCGCCAGCGUUUUCCAACACGUUUUUUGUGUUCACACCCAAGCGAUUUUCGCUGACGAUGAGCCGAGUGAACAUGCAAAUUCAUUCCCUGACAUUAGAUGGCGCUUAAUGUAAAACAGAAAUACCCCUGUACACAAGGUGGCGCUGCGCAACUUUACGCUUCUUAAACUCGCUUUUCACUCAGAAGAAGAGUGCAAGUAUUUACGCGCUUGUCAGAAUCAUACAAAGAAAACAUGAAUAUUUCAAGCACCAGUAACUCUAGCUCCAGUUCCAGCGAUGAAGAAAUUAUUGUUCUGUUGAAUGAGGAAAGACGCCGGAAAAGACGCCGAUUUUGGGUACAUCCCAUAGUUACGAGAAGAGAAGAACAUGGGGAGUUUUAUCGACUGGUACAAGAGCUGAAAAUGUAUCAUGAGCGUUUUCGGGGGUAUUUUAGAAUGUCCGUCAGUGAGUUCGAAAAUUUACUUCAACAACUGGCUCCCUUGCUGACGAAAGAACAGACACACUACCGUAAACCAAUCGACCCAGAACAGCGUUUGGCCGUGUGUUUACGUUUUCUAAGCACUGGGGACUCGUACCGCUCUAUUGCGUUCAGCUUUCGACUUGGUGUGUCAACUGUGGCUUCGAUAGUGAGUGAAACCUGUGAUGCAUUGUGGCACUGCCUCAGAGAUGAACAUUUGCCAGUGCCUACUGAAGAGAUGUGGAGGAGUACAGCCAGGAGAUUCCAUGAAAGAUGGAAUUUCCCUAACUGCUUGGGAGCCAUGGAUGGGAAACACAUAUUCAUCCAGGCCCCUGCAAACUCUGGUUCUCUAUACUUUAAUUAUAAAGGUACAUUCUCCGUUGUAUUGCUGGCCUUAGUUGAUGCAGAUUACCGCUUCCUGGUGGUUGAUGUGGGGAGCUAUGGCAGCAACAGUGAUGGAGGAAUCUUUGCCAAUUCUGUACUGGGAAAGGCACUCAGAAAUGGAACUCUGAAUGUUCCCCCACCAAGUGAACUUCCAGGUGCUCCUGAGCUGGGAAAAGUUAACCAUGUCAUUGUGGCGGAUGAAGCUUUUCCGCUGAAACCAUAUCUCCUCCGGCCAUACCCUGGACGCCGCCUCCCCACAGACAAGAGAAUUUUCAAUUAUCGUUUGUCUCGGGCACGGCGCAUCUCUGAAAAUGUAUUUGGCAUCCUCAGUCAACGCUUCCGGGUUUUCCAAAGAACUUUACAGGUUCAACCAAGUGUUGUUGACAAAGUUGUCAAAGCUGCUUGUGCGUUGUGCAAUUAUUUGCGCCCGAACGGAAAUGACCAGAAUCGUGCCACAGAGGAUGACCAUGAUUGUGAGCAACCACUACAAGGCUUUGAACAUUGUAGGGGGCAGCGGGCAUCUGUGGAGGCCCAAAAUGUCCGAGAACUGUACAAAGAGUACUUCAACUCACCAGCAGGAGAAGUUGCUUGGCAGUAUGACCAUGUGAACCAUGCUCUGGGGAACAGAUAAUAUCAACCUAUAAAUUUGAGCCAUUUUAAUUACAUUUUCCAUUGAGAAAACUGCUAGUGUAUGUGUAUAUAUACAAUUUCUGUGAACUUGAAUACACUAUCAAAUCUAUUGCAUCUGAUUCUUCAUUAAUUAAUAUGGCAGCACUCACCACAGCAAAUUAAAUAUUUUUGAUAUAACAUGUUCUAUCAAAGUUAAAGCAUAGUUUUUUUUUGCAAAAAGUAAAGUAUUUGGUCACUUCAACAUAUACUUAUUUACAACUAAAUGUAAGUUGUAUUUUUGAAAAUGUGUAUUUUUAAUAAACAUUUUUACUAGCA
This is a messenger RNA of Carassius auratus (goldfish), 2934 nucleotides long. Its product is annotated as protein ALP1-like. The coding region runs from base 1382 to 2620 and encodes 412 amino acids. Lineage: Eukaryota; Metazoa; Chordata; Actinopteri; Cypriniformes; Cyprinidae. The transcript is spliced from 2 exons. The record is from RefSeq and is a predicted model, not a curated record.